UAUAUUUUCAUGUUUCUAGUUCAUUAUUAAUAUGAUAGUAAACAGUUAACACGAUGCGUAGAGUUACGAAGAAGUUGUUGAUAUUUGUUUUGGGUUUAUUGUUUACAUUUAUUUAUUGUGAGUUUCUCGUCUAUUAUGUUGUGGCCGGACAGUGUUCUUGGCCAACUAUUGAACAACCACACAAUGAUAGUGAAGUGCUCAAAGCAUUUAUCUUGGCUGACACCCAUUUACUUGGACCAAGAAAAGGUCACUGGCUUGACAAAUGGAGACGAGAGUGGCAAAUGCAUCAAGCAUUUGAAGCUAUUAUGAUGAUACACAAGCCUGAUGUUGUAUUUGUAUUAGGGGAUCUCUUUGAUGAAGGAGAGUGGAGUAAUGACAUCCAAUUCAAAGAUUAUGUGGAUCGCUUCCACAGAUUGUUUCCCAUACCUGAUGAAACACUGAUGUACGUUGUAGCCGGAAACCAUGAUAUUGGGUUUCAUAAUAACAUAAGGAUGGGUUCGGAUAGAAGGUUCACUAAACAACUGAAUUCAACGGCUGUCCAGUUUAUAACAUUGAAAGAUAGCCAUUUUGUUAUGAUUAAUUCUAUGGCCAUGGAAGGAGACUCCUGCAGUUUAUGCACCAAGGCUAGAAAUGAAAUUAUUAAAGUUGGUGGUGUAUUAAAAUGUUCGGAAAAUCCUGACUUUUGCUAUGAAGGUAUCAAGAAAGUUAGAUACAGCAGGCCCAUACUUAUGCAGCAUUUUCCAUUGUACAGAAAAUCUGAUGAAACAUGUACUGAGCCAGAUGCACCUCCAUUGUCAAUACGAAAUAAGCCGUUUCGGUUAAAAAUAGACGCCUUAUCGAAAGAAGCCACUGAUUAUCUUGUUUCAAGGCUCAAGCCAAGAGUAGUAUUUGGUGGUCAUACGCAUCAUGGUUGUUUACAGCAUCAUGAAUAUCGGACUUCAGAAUCUUCAAGUCUUCCACUUAAUUUUUAUGAAUAUUCAGUUCCUUCUUUCUCAUGGAGAAAUAGACCCGACCCGAAGUAUAUGUUGGUGACAAUAACACCCAGUAGUUAUUCAGUAAACAAGUGUGGACUGCCUAAGGAGACGACUAUAGCAGUAACAGCUGUGAUAAUGAUUGUUGUGGUGCUUUGGUUCAGUAUUCGACCAAAACGCUUCGGAAGAUGAGGACCAAGUUGUUGCGUGGAGUGGACUUGUGCGGGUAAGUCGUGCGACCGAGAGCGCCCGUGGUGGGCGUG
This is a messenger RNA of Trichoplusia ni (cabbage looper), 1234 nucleotides long. RefSeq names its product metallophosphoesterase 1-like (gene PGAP5). Gene Ontology annotation, molecular function: hydrolase activity. The transcript is spliced from 8 exons. Gene Ontology annotation, biological process: GPI anchor biosynthetic process. The coding region runs from base 54 to 1163 and encodes 369 amino acids. NCBI's taxonomy places the organism in Eukaryota, Metazoa, Arthropoda, Insecta, Lepidoptera, Noctuidae. The record is from RefSeq and is a predicted model, not a curated record.